CAACGAUCAGAUUAAGAUUACUUUAGAACUAUGUUUUUAUGUCCUGUAUUUUUAUUUUCUUCUCUUCAGUAUUUACUUGGAAAAGGAACACUGAUUCUAAGUGAUGUGUCUACACAGAUUUCCCUCAGUCAGAACACAAGCGAAGAGAGAAGAUGUACCCUUUGUUAUUUCGCAUAUGAAUAUAUACAUCAAAUAUAAGAUCACAACGCACCAAAAAUAAAUCUCAAUAUGCACACAAGUUAGUCGUUUAUGGUAUGAAACUAAGUAGCAGACAUAAUAAUUAGUCAACCGUAUUUUAUGAACAGUUAGAGAUAUAUCAACAGUUAGUAAGUCUAGUUGUAUCUACUCAAUUAUAUUGCUCUUUAACACUUUAUUACUACCGUACAUGAUAGCUAACCCAGUUGCCUAAAUAUACAUAUACGAAUUCUUAUCUAACCCAUUCAUUCUUGAUUAUCGACUUAAAAAUAUCGCACAUACAAAUAAUAUAUAUAACAUUCUCCAGUGGUUACCUCAAUUUAAAGGUACUACAAAAUUGACCACACUGUGUUGAGUUACUAUUUUACAGGAUAAUAUCAACUGGGAUCCUGCUGAAAACCAGGGGAAACUGAACGAUGGUUUCUUUUUCGCCUUGCUCAACCCAAAUCCACAACUUUCACAAAAUCAAGCUGAUGACCUUCGAACUCAUAGUGGCAGCGUUUAAUCUAGAUCACUGCGUCAUUAAUUCAUAUUUUCAAAUGGAAUCAAUCUCUGACUCCAAAGGCCAAUCGUCUAACGUCGUCUGUGUAAUCCAUCUAAUUCUCAAAAUGACGUAACUGCACUACUGAACGUCAUACUCUAAGAUUUUCUAGAAAGUCAUUUACAUUCCAAAGUAUCAAGAAAAUGUAAAUCAAAGGACGGUUUGUGUUUCUCAAAUCUUCUGACCUAUGUCUACCCCACAUACAGAAGUGAACUCUGGACAAGCUGAAUUAGCCCCUAUUAGUACAGUCGGGACUGAUAUGUCAAGUAAUACAUUAUCGAUUGGUGUCCCUCUUCACACUCUUGGUCCCAUUGAAGGGCAAGAUGGACUUAGUUUGACUAGACAAGAAAUAAAUCGACUCAUCUUGGAGUAUUUAGUUGUCGAAGGCUACAAAGAUGUCGCUGAAAAAUUCAGUCGUGAAACGGGAAUUGUAGAGCCUUUAAAUGAGUUGCAAGUUGCAGGUGCAAGUUUAAAUGAUCGCAUGUGGAUUCGCGAAGCAGUUUUGUUACGAAAAAUCGAAGACGUUAUUGAUACGGUGAAUCGACUAUGGCCUGAACUCUUUGACAAAAACCCUUUUAUCUACUUUCAGCUUCGACAGCUGCAAAUGCUAGAACUUAUUCGGAACAAACGUUUAGAAGAAGCCCUUAUAUUUGCCCAGUCGUAUUUAGCGGAUCCAGUAGCCAAACGGUUAUCAGAACAUCCUCAAUUAUUAAAUGAAAUGCAGAAUACUAUGGCACUGUUAGCUUUUGACAAUCCUGCUGAAAGUAUUUACGGCAAGCUGCUUAGUCCUCAACACGCUGAAGUGGUUGCAGGAGCACUAAAUCGAGCUAUACUUCGACAUAUCGAAUCAUCAGGAGACGAAAUCGAUACUUCAGAAGAGGGUAAAGGCUCUGUGACUGCAAACUCUAUGGGUUAUUCCGGUGUUUCAUCCACUGUACCACGAUUGACAAAAAUGAUGGCACUGUUACUACAUUUCCGUGAUUUAUCACAGCUUGAACUUCCACCCGAAUUAGCCUCACUAUAGAUUAGUUGUUGAAAAGUGGAAUAAACUCGUUAUUAUUCUCAUCUUUUAUGUUUCGUAACUUCAACUGAUUAUUUUUCGUUAAAGGCAGCAUGAUGGUUGAUUUCAUGACAUUUUGACUAAUAUACAUGUACAAAUUAUAUAACAAGCAAGAUUGUGUAUUAAUAAUAUUAGCCAAAAAUUUCAGGUAGUUCGCCCAUUUUGGGAGACUUGUUUUACACUUAUGUGACUUUUUGAUCAGUAUACAGCAUUAAAGAGUUUGGUUAAUUCUUAUACACAUGUAAUUUUUUUCCUUACCCUUGUUUCCCUCAAAAAUAAAUCGUUUUAAAUAUGUCUC
This is a messenger RNA of Schistosoma rodhaini, 2094 nucleotides long. The record is from the annotation of a GenBank genome assembly. Lineage: Eukaryota; Metazoa; Platyhelminthes; Trematoda; Strigeidida; Schistosomatidae.